CAGACAUCCUCCUAUUAGCGUAAUCACUUGUCCUAAUUACAUACAUUGUCCCCAUUAUCUCAUUUACUCCUGUCUGAAUAUUCGGUAAUGAGAUUGGAAUAAAAAAUAUAUUUAUUACCAAAAGAAAAAGGAAAGAGAAAAGAGAAAAGGGGCAAAAGAGAUCGCAAUUUUGCAAAACAGCGAAAAUAGUUCUUUGUGAUUUUCGAGUGAGAGAGACGACAGCUUCCAUUAUCCCCUGUCUCUCUCCCUCUCGAACUACAAAUCAAAUUCGAGUGUUUUCAUAUUGUUAAUCUUUUUCUUCAAGGAAAGAAGAGAUUUUGUUUUCCGUUUCUGGGGGUUUUUCUUGAUUCUGAUCUCUGAUCUGAUCUCAUCAUCAUUGUCCGUGGAUUCUCCGAUGGGUUUCUGAUUGUGGGUUCUUUCAAAUUUCUUCACUUUUGGAGCUUUUCUUCUCUCUGUCUUUUGUUUUCCCUCAGCUAUGGCUUGGAAUGAGACCAAACUCAAGAGGCUCUAUCAAGUUUGGAGAGGAAGCAAUAAAUUUCUAUGUGGCGGGAGGCUAAUAUUUGGUCCUGAUGCAUCAUCUCUAUAUCUAUCAACCAUCUUGAUCCUUGGUCCUGCUGUAAUGUUCUUUGUCAAAAUGUACACUAAAAUGGCUGAUCCUCGUACCAAGAAUCCAAAUCUAUGUAUUCCAAUUCUCUGUGUGUCUUGGAUACUCACAAUUUUGGAUAUAUUUUUCCUCUUAAUGACAUCUAGUAGAGAUCCCGGGAUUGUGCCAAGAAGUUUUAGGCCUCCGGAAACCGAUGAUGCACCGGAUUCAACUACUCCAUCGAUGGAAUGGGUUAGCGGUAGAACCCCUAAUAUAAGAAUACCACGGGUCAAAGAUGUAACUGUUAAUGGACAUACCGUAAAAGUGAAAUUCUGUGACACUUGUUUGCUUUACCGUCCACCUAGAGCUUCUCAUUGUUCCAUAUGCAACAACUGUGUCCAGAGAUUUGAUCAUCACUGCCCUUGGGUUGGCCAGUGCAUUGGAGUGCGAAAUUACCGGUUCUUCUUCAUGUUCAUAUCAACAUCAACCACUCUGUGCAUAUAUGUGUUUGCCUUUUCUUGGUUGAACAUAUUUCAAAGACAUAUGGAUGAAAAGAUUAGCAUCUGGAAAGCUAUAUCCAAAGAUGUUCUAUCGGAUAUUCUCAUAGUUUACUGCUUCAUUACUGUUUGGUUUGUUGGAGGACUCACAAUAUUUCAUUCCUAUCUCAUCUGUACUAACCAGACGACUUAUGAGAAUUUCCGAUACCGUUAUGAUAAGAAGGAGAAUCCAUACAACAAAGGAAUUUUGGGGAACAUAUGGGAAAUAUUUCUGUCUAAGAUUCCUCCAUCAAUGAACAAGUUUAGAUCAUUUGUCAAGGAAGAAGAUUAUAUGAUGAUGAUGGUUGAAACUCCUACUUCAAAUCUAGGUGAAAGUCUAGUUAGCUCGAAAGAGAAGAUUGAUAUCGAAAUGGGAGGAGGAAGGAUUGUUGAUGAGAGUGGAAAGAGCUACUCUCUACCUGAGAUUCUCCGGAAUCUAAACUAUGAAGAUCUUGAGGAUGAUUGUGAGGAAGAUGACUUGAAGGCUAAGGAUCAUCACCACCACCAUCACCAUCAACAUCAACAUAAUGAGGGAAUCAUCCCUCCUUUUGACCCUUUUUUUACCAAUGAGAUUGGUAGUAACAAAGAUGAGAGAAAUGGAGAAGAAUCAGGAGGAUCUUCAAGUGAUGGUGAAAAUACAGGGAAACGCGUUCGGGUCUCAGAUGAAGAUGAAGAGAAAGUUGAAGGGUAUGAACGAAAUUGGAGUACAGAUAAAGGUAUGAAUAUAAACGCAGGAUCUGAAGAUGGAGCAAGCUCUCCUGUAUCCACUUCACCAAUGCUUCGUAAAUAGAGAGAAGGAAGGACUUGAAGCUGGAGAAAUGGAGUUUGUGCUUUAUCAUUCUUUUAAUUCUGUUUCAUAUAAUUGUGGGAAAAAAAAUCCGAAAAAUAACAAUCAUCUUAGAAAAUUGUGAGUUUGAGCACUAGAUUUUUUUAUUUUUAAAAUUCUCCUUUUUAGUUGUAUUUAUAUAUACCAGAAUGGUCUGGAUAUCACCAGCAUCACAUAUUUUCUCUCUUUUUUAUUUUUCCUUUUUUGUUAUAAAAAAAGAUUUGGACCACGAAUUUGUAACGUAUAUACUGUUGUCGGAAUUAUUUUUCCUUAUUUUAUUGGUUGAUUUUCAUA
Arabidopsis thaliana (thale cress) is the source of this 2239-nucleotide messenger RNA. Its product is annotated as DHHC-type zinc finger family protein. Gene Ontology annotation, molecular function: protein-cysteine S-palmitoyltransferase activity; palmitoyltransferase activity. The record is from RefSeq and is marked reviewed. The transcript has 6 exons. Bases 476 to 1909 code for a protein of 477 amino acids. Lineage: Eukaryota; Viridiplantae; Streptophyta; Magnoliopsida; Brassicales; Brassicaceae. Gene Ontology annotation, cellular component: plasma membrane.